CGCCGCGGCGCAAUCGCCGCACGACCGUAUUAUAGGUACCCGUCGAGUCGCGCGUCAUUCUCGUGCAGCAGUGCACAUUGACCGGAUCUCGUCGUCGUAAUCGUCGUCGUCGUCGUAGUUCUCGUCGUUCGCCGCUUGAUUUCCGGGAGGAAAAGGAAACCAACUCACCAAAACACAUACAACAUAAAUAACAAUAGUACACAAAAUACAAUACCGCCGCCGCCGCCGCAGUAAAUACUAAAUAUAGUCGUCAAAUAAAAUUUGAAUUUUUUCCUCUCAGUCUCGACGUCGCCCGCGAAGUAUAUAACACACACAAAUCAUACACGUACUUGGAGUAACGUAAAUCGCGCAGCAAAUAUCGUUGUGCAACGAACCGACCGACCCCGACCAGAGACACGUGCAAGUAUACCACGGUCGCACGCGAGUGUCCGGUGACCUGAGUGCACGCCCGCUGCAUCAGGACAACAGAGUCGGAGGAGACAUACAAUAUUUUACAUCCAUACUGUCGACGACGACCGGUGAAAAGCGAUACGCGAAUCAUGUCGUCACCGAACAAUGCAUGGGUGACAUUGGCCACAAACGAUUCCUAUUCCUUGGGAGCAUUAGUCCUGGCGCAUUCGUUGAAAACCGUUGGAACUGUGCACAAGUUGGCCAUACUAAUUACACCCGGUGUAACGGCGCCUAUGAAACAACAAAUCGAAGCUGUAUUCGAUGAAGUCAAAGUAGUGGACGUAUUGGAUUCUAAGGAUCAAACACAUUUGGCCCUGAUGUGUCGCCCCGAACUCGGAGUGACUUUCACCAAACUUCAUUGCUGGACGUUUACCAAUUACGAUAAAUGCGUGUUCCUCGACGCAGACACAUUGGUGUUGCAAAACUGUGAUGAACUAUUUGAACGUGAAGAAUUAUCGGCUGCUCCGGAUCCAGGAUGGCCAGAUUGCUUCAACUCUGGUGUGUUUGUGUACAAACCUUCUCAGGACACAUUUGGCCAGUUAUUAGAAUUUGCAAGGACCAGAGGAUCUUUCGAUGGUGGAGACCAAGGACUGUUAAAUAUGUUUUUCAAAGAAUGGUCUAACACUGAUAUUUCAAAACAUUUAUCGUUUACAUAUAAUGUAGUUUGGUCGUCUACGUAUUCAUAUUUACCGGCACUAAAACAGUUUGGCCAAAAUAUGAAGAUCGUUCACUUUAUAUCUUCCAGUAAACCCUGGCUUCAGUCGUUUAAUACCGAAACUAGACUUGUAACCUCAAAACACGGAGGAUCUGGAUUACAAGAACUAUUGCAACUUUGGUGGGAUUUGUUCUGUCGUCAUGUCCAUCCUGGACUGUCCACCGAAAUGAUAGAAAGUCGCCUCAGUAGCCGUUAUUCCUAUGAUUUUCAUCCCGAAUCCCAUAAUAAAAAUAAUACGUCUGAUAAUUAUACUCCUCAUAAUAUAAAUAAUUAUACUCCUGAUAAUAAUUAUACUUCUGAUAGUAAUUAUACUUCUGAUAGUACUUCAAAUAAUAAUUAUAUUCCUACUUAUGAACCUCCAAAAGAGGAUCAUUAUGAUUUCACUGACCCCUGGGAUGUGUAUUUGGUUGAAAAAAAUGAGCAAACAAACUAUGAAGUUGAAAAGGAAUAUGUUAGUGGUGAUAAAAAUUUGGUGGAAGAAUGUUCGAAUAAUCAUUGUGAACAGGAAGUGGAAAAUUAUUAUUGUAUAAAUAACUUUGAUACGGAAGAGCAAACAAGAGACUGUAGUUUUCAGAAUAAUCUAGUGGAAGAAUGUAAUAAAUUUGGAAAUUAUGAGCAGAAUAAUGAACAUGUUGAAGAAGUAAGAGAAUUCAAUGAGCAAAAGCAACUGCCAGAGCCAGAUCGGUCAAUAAGUGAAACACAAAAUCUAGCAUGUUCUGAUGAUAUUCCCAAUAACCCCUUCUCCGGUUUGAGUGUUAAUAACUGUCGUCCUGAUUCUCCGACACAUUGCGAGGUACCUAAGGACCAGAUUUGUCAUAUAGAUGGAGGUUUGGCUGGACAAUUCGCCAGGGUUCCACUGGGUGAAAAAACCCCUGACCAAAAAGCAUUAGAAGAUUUUCUGCGACGACAAUCUUGGGAACAAGGAAACAUGGAUUAUUUAGGCAGAGACAGCUUCUCUAAUAUAUGGUCCAAGAUCAAUGAAACACUUGGAAAUGUUCCAGAAGUUAGUAUUGAGGCCGUUGCUGUAACAAAACCUACACCACCAGAAGUUGUGCAUACUGAAGAACCAAGGCCAUUAAAAUCUGCUUUGAAAAAAACGUCAACUACUAUUCCACCAGUGAGUUCUGAACUUGAAGUCGAUAGUAGUGAUCUGGCUAUUAAACAAUUGGAAAAGCUCGAUCUAUCCAAAGAUAUUUUGAAAGAGUUGAAGACACCCGAUACUCCUACUGUCACUGCACCAACACCUCCGACCACACCCGCUACCCAAGCUCAAGAAUUAGUAAAACCAGUGCCUGUGGAAUCUGUAAAAGAAAUAAUAAAAUCUGAUGAUAUUAUUAAAGAGUCUCAACAGCCAGCAGAGUUAGAAUCGACAAAAUCAGAAUCCACAGAACUUGUACAAGAACUGCCAGCAUCUGAAGCGUGUACUUUAAAAUCAGUAGAGCAAGAAUUGCCCAAACCGGAACUAGUGGAACCUGUAAAGGAAACAACGACUUCUGAUGCGAGUACAGAGUCAGAAGAGUCCUCAAAACUUGAAGAAAAUUCGCCUAAAUCCGAUUCACCAGCACCCAAAACGGAUGAGCCAGUGAAGAACGUAUCUCAAACUUCUGAAAUAGUUCAAGCCUCUCAAAUUUCUGUUGAUAAUUCCACACCGUUAGUCCCAAACGAUCCACCAGUAGCCCCGAAACGUACUAAUAAAGGAUCGCCAAGUGUGUCUAAAAACACUAAAUCUUCUGAGAAAAAAUAAGAACUAAGAAGCAAUAUUAUAAUCAAGCCAUAUAUUAUUAUGUACACGUUUUGUUUUGUUCCUCAGAGUAAUAUAGUUUUAUUGAUUUUCUUUUUUAUUAACAAAAUAGGCUAAGCUAAUUAAUGGACAAUCAGAGCCAAUAAUUGUUUUUAGGCUAAUUUCUUGCACACUUUAAUUCUUAUUUAUAUGCGAUAUUUUCAUUAAAAUAUUUGAUUAAACCAAUUCACGUUAAAUAAUAAUUAACUAUUUGAAUAUUAUAAUAUUUUAAUAGAUGAAUGGAUUCGUAUUUUUAAAAUAUGUGAAUACUUCAGUUAUUAUAUAUCAAUGUUUGGUUGCCUAUCCAUGUUAUUUUCAAGGAAAAAAUAAAUACAUAUAUUGUUGUAA
Metopolophium dirhodum (rose-grain aphid) is the source of this 3293-nucleotide messenger RNA. It is a transcript of the gene Gyg, whose product is annotated as glycogenin-1. Gene Ontology annotation, cellular component: cytoplasm. Bases 540 to 2909 code for a protein of 789 amino acids. Gene Ontology annotation, molecular function: glycosyltransferase activity. The transcript has 8 exons. NCBI's taxonomy places the organism in Eukaryota, Metazoa, Arthropoda, Insecta, Hemiptera, Aphididae. The record is from RefSeq and is a predicted model, not a curated record.